Macrosteles quadrilineatus (aster leafhopper) is the source of this 1652-nucleotide messenger RNA. RefSeq lists its product as uncharacterized. The transcript is spliced from 4 exons. Lineage: Eukaryota; Metazoa; Arthropoda; Insecta; Hemiptera; Cicadellidae. Gene Ontology annotation, cellular component: Swi5-Sfr1 complex. The record is from RefSeq and is a predicted model, not a curated record. The coding region runs from base 419 to 1264 and encodes 281 amino acids. Gene Ontology annotation, biological process: double-strand break repair via homologous recombination; positive regulation of DNA-templated transcription.
AAGUAAAGUUUAAAGUAGUAAACAGACAACAGGGCAGCCGAUUAGACUAUUAUUUAUUAAAGUUAAAAUUUAAAUCUAACUCGAACUACCAACUACGAAACGAACUAGGAAGUACGAACUGUCAACUGUGAGUGAGUUAAAUCAAAUAUUUGGUGGGUUUUUGACUGUUGAGUGACAUAAACAUUUAGGAAUUACUUGGGAGACGAAUUUGUUAUUGCACCUUUACUAGGCUAGGAUUUACUGCGGGUACAACUGCCCAUUGCCAAAAAAAUUAAUUAAUUAAAAUGAAAAAAUACACGCAAUAGCAACAAAAAAAAACAACUACCAAAAUAUUUAUAGGUUAACUUAAGGGGUGACAUUUUUGGCACUUCUUAACUUCAGAAACCCCAUUUGAGCUGACUAAAAUAUAAAUAUAAAAAUGGAAACCCCUCCUGUGAUUUCAAAAACGACUGUAUCAAAAUCUUUAACAAAACUUUCACUCACUCCUUGCAGAAGAGUUGGUUUGGGUCGGCCGUCUUCAGGUAGUUUACAAAAGAUUGCACAAGUAAGAACAGCUAAUACUCCAUUACAUAUUUCUUCAAUUUCCUCAAGAGAAAAUAGUUCAUCUAUAACUCAAAAUAAAACAAAUUCAACACCUGUCCAAGAUUUAAACCCCCACAGUGUUACUCACAAACAUAGUUUUGGACUAAAUAAAAACUUUACCAGAGUUAGGCGAUGUUUGACUCAAGAUAUCAAAAGGAAUAGUGAAGAGAGUGAAUUGGAAACUGGUUAUUCUCUGAAUGAAACUGAAUCAAAUGUAGGCAACUGCAGAAGAGAUACAAACCUUACGGAGAAGCCAGAGCUUAAAAGACUCAAAAUGUCAAAAUUUGAGUCUCCAAAUACAAACCAGUCAACUGCCAAUAAAAAAGAAAACCAAAGUUUAUUAGCUUUCAAGGUCUCUCCAAUUAAAGAAGACAUUUAUUCUAUUGGGCAAGAUGGAGACAUUCCUGAGAAAAUAAUGUUGCAGCUAAUGUCCUCCCUUUUAGAGAAAAAAAAUAAACUAGACCAACUUAAAGUGCAAGAUCUUUACUCCAAAAAGCACAACCUAGAAGAGUUGAGAGCUCAGUCAAAUAGAUGGAAAGCUGCAGGUCAGGACGCAUUGAGACACUGUGUAGCACUUGCUGAGAAAGCUGGAUACUCAAUAACAAUACUUCAACUUAUUGAACGACAUGGCUUUCCUGUUCAUCUCAUGGGAUACAACGCUGACGAUGAUGAGUUUGAAUAGUUUGAAGAACAGCAUCAGACUGUACUUGCCUGACUUAAAUCAGCUGAACAAGGGAAGCAAGGAAUUGGUUUACUUGGUGCUGCUGUUGGAUAAUGUGUUAAGAGUAUAACUACCUUGUUGGACUGAAAUUUGAAUUAUAAACGAGAAUUUAACUUCACUAAUUAGUAAUUAAGGAACCAUACAAUAUGUUAUAGGCUAAAAUCUCCUAUUUGGAGAAAAAAAUCCUGUUUUUUUAGGGGAUUUUGUUACUAUUUUUUCUGUUACAUGUUCCUAUGUUUUGUUUAUAUGUUGUUGUUGGACAUAAAUUUGUUGUAAUAGUAAUACAUAUUAUUUAAUUACCCCUACUAUAUGGUACUCUCCAAUUAUGAGAAAAUGUAUUAUUUGUUUU